UGAAUGAGAGGAUUUCAGCCGAGGGGCAACGCAAGUGUCCAGUGUUUUCUGAAUGGAGUGACAGCGGCGGAUUUUGAAUGCAGCACAAUUUGCAAGGAACAGGAGUCUCCAGACCAGCCCUCCUCCUCCUCCCCCCCCGGCCGCUCCCUCUGGAAGAAUGAGCUCCUCGCCCCACGGCUCCCGCGCCUCCAUCGACAUCCUGGAGGAGCUCCAGCUCAUCGCCGCCCAGAACCUGGAGAAGCUGGACAUAAACAAGUACUACGAGGUCAUCCGAGAGCUGGGGAAGGGCACGUAUGGCAAAGUGGACCUCGUCGUCCACAAAAUAAGAGGCACAAAGAUGGCCCUGAAGUUCCUGCGGAAGAAGACCACCAAGCUGAAGAGCUUUCUCAGGGAGUACAGCAUCUCCCUUUACCUGUCGCCGUGUCCCUUCAUCAUCAACAUGUUUGGCAUUGCCUUCGAAACCGAUGACUAUUAUAUCUUCGCUCAAGAGUACGCGCUGGCAGGGGACCUCUUCGACAUCAUUCCCCCGCAGGUGGGGCUCCCAGAGGCCGUGGCCAAGCGCUGUGUUCACCAGGUGGCCAUAGCCCUGGACUACCUGCACUGUAAGAAGCUGGUCCACAGGGACAUCAAACCCGAGAACAUCCUCAUCUUCGACAGGGAAUGCCGCAAGGUCAAGCUGUCAGACUUCGGCAUGACGCGGCGCGCCGGCUCCCCGGUGAAGCGCGUGAGCGGAACCAUCCCGUACACCGCCCCCGAGCUGUGCGACACCUCGCGGCACGAGGGCUUCUGCGUGGACUACAGCACGGACGUGUGGGCAUUCGGGGUGCUGCUGUUCUGCAUGCUGACCGGCAACUUCCCCUGGGAAAAGGCCAUGCCGACCGACACCUUUUACAAGGAGUUUGUCCGCUGGCAGCGGCGUCGGACGGGCGCCGUGCCCUCCCAGUGGCGGCGCUUCACAGACGAGGCCAUGCGCAUGUUCCGCAGGCUGCUUUCCAUCGAGCAGGAGCGCCGCUGCUCUGUCAAAGAGGUCUUCAGCUACUUCAGCAGCUGCUGGAUGUUGGACACGGAGAACGGGAACGCCAGCGGAGGAGGAGGAGGCGGCGUAGGCGGUGGCGCAGUGGCCAACGGGCCCCCGGUGGACAUCAGUUCCUCCUCAUCUGAGGAGGACGUGCUGGUGGACAGACUGAAGCAGCAGACCCUGUCGCCUGCCGGCGUGCUGGCAAAGGGCAGCAUCCUCAUGGAUACCCACUUCUCCUCCGCGUCCGCCAACAGCUCGCCCUCCUCCACGGGCAGCUACGAGCGGGUGAACCGGGAGAACAACGGAGGCGGGCGCAUCCUGGUAGCCACGCCCAUCGAGAUCUGCGUGUAGAGAGUCGCAGUUGAUGUCAAUCAGGCUACUUAGGUUAGACGCGCACACGUGUAGUUGUUGUGUGCGCACCUGCAUGACACGGGGGUUGUGAAUGCAAAGUAGGAUAUCUUUCCAUGUGGGAGGAAGAAAAGAAAGCGAAGAGGAGGGGAAAGAGUGCAUAACGGAGUAUCCGCCGGCUAGUCGCCAGACAGAGAGAGGCUGUAUAGCUGAGUAAUUUCUGAUGAAGAGGUCCUCUGAGGGGGAUGACAACCACGUCAGACAAUCACGAGCUGUAGCCUACCGACGUGGUCAGUCUAUAAAUUCACCGGACAACUUUUCCAAAAACAAAAACAACAGAAAAAAGGUAAAAAAGGUAAAAAAGAGAGACGUGGAACAAUGCUUCCAUGUAAGAUCCAGACCAGAGCAAGACCAACAAGCAAUAUUUACGUUUUGAAAAACAGUCCAGUCACUGCACACAAAAAAAAACAAAAAACAAAACAGAAACAAAAAACAAAACUCGCUAAGCAAAAAGAGAAACAAUUUGCUUCGAUUGCGUCAGAAAAUACAAAUUGUGCAUAACAUUUUGGCCGACAUUGAUGUAACUGAAGAUACUGUCGUGCGUCUGUGUCCUACUACGCCAUAACACUGUUUGACAAAUAUGUUUGAAUUCUGUUUAAAUUAUUUAUUGGUAGCAGGUGAAUGUAUUGCCAUCUGAACGAAAAACAACCGGACGUUAUUUCGACCAUACCAACCAACCUAGUAUAUCCCCUUCAUUUCAUUAGCCUAAAUUAUCUCCAUUUACACGUGGGGACUGUGUGUGCUAGCUCUAACAAGAAAAACAAACAAAGCAAAAUUGUUAAUCAAGGCUUUUCGUGCAAGAGUUGCUUUCUCGUCUAGUCAUUGGUGUACUUGUAUUUUUUUCUUUCUUUUUGGGGCUUUUAAUUGUUACUAGUUUUUGAAAGGCUUGGUACAGAAUACAGGAACACGUGGCACAUUUUUUAUGUUGUGGAGGCAGACUCCGAGUGCAUAAAUCCAGUAGAAUAAAGAAAGAAAUAAACCCAGUGGAUGAAAAAAAUACAAAUAAAAAAACAACAAAACAACAGAGGGGAAAUGUAUGUCCUACAUAUAGCUUGAGUCAUACUACAGGAUCAAACAGCCACGGACGAAACUGAUAUCUAUUAUACCUACCUUCCAUUUUAAUGUGAGCCCAGAACUGGUCCCAGGUGGACACCAUUUCCUCCUAACCGCCAUAUACAUUGGUGUACUCCCCAUUUAGUUGACAGGGUCACCAUUCUCUUCAUCUGAGGUAUCUCUUCCUCCUCUUCCUCUGUGGCUUUGACACCUUCAUCUAUUGUAUAGUGGCAUACCACAAAGGAAAUCAGUGAAAAUACAUCCAUAAGACUUCAGUUGAUUACUUCCAAAUUGGAUAAUCACAAUUAGCCACAGAGGAAACUACAAUUCAUCCCUCUUAAAACCUGCAGUAGUGGGACCGUUGUUGAAUACUUUGAUGGUUGCCCAUCCUCGUCAGUCUGGUAAAUGUUGUCACGUGAUUAGGCAUAAUUAACAUUCACAUUCACUUGUUCAGAGGCCCAUGAAUGAAUUAAAAUGACUUUAUCAGUUUAAGUACGGCUGAACCAUUCACUGUCAUGAUCUUAAACUAGUUGUUUUUGUUUUUUUGUGAACUGAGGAAAGCGUACUGAAGUAAUAUGAAGAGUCUUUUUGUUGCUUGCAUGGUUUUGGAUAAGAAAAAUUAAAUCAGCGUAAAGAUAAGAUGAAAAUGACUAUUGAAAUGUGCCUACAUACAUAUAUAUAUAUAUAUAUAUAUAUAUAUAAUGUGUGUGUACACUUCUCUUAUUAUUGAAUAUACUGUUGAGUACAUUAAGUUGAGUUUUGCUGUGAACAUCAUUUGAAAGGUUACUGUGAAAAAAGACAAUAUGGUCCAUGUAAUAAAAAAAAAAAAAACAACUAUGGCAUUGGGGAGAAAAAAUAAUUUUUGU
Lampris incognitus (smalleye Pacific opah) is the source of this 3345-nucleotide messenger RNA. RefSeq names its product serine/threonine-protein kinase SBK1-like. The transcript has 4 exons. Gene Ontology annotation, molecular function: ATP binding; protein serine/threonine kinase activity. NCBI's taxonomy places the organism in Eukaryota, Metazoa, Chordata, Actinopteri, Lampriformes, Lampridae. The coding region runs from base 158 to 1369 and encodes 403 amino acids. Gene Ontology annotation, biological process: peptidyl-serine phosphorylation; peptidyl-threonine phosphorylation. The record is from RefSeq and is a predicted model, not a curated record.